UGGGACAGACACAAGUGGCGAGCGGUCCAACGCCCCGAAGCCCAAAGCCCUCGUCGCCAUUCCGUCUCAGAUUCGGAUAAGGAAAAGAAGGACGCCUGUCCAAUGGAAUUGGGAAACUUUGGGGCUCUUUAAUGGUGAAGAAGCUGAACUGUCUAAACCUUCAAAGGAUCCUAAAUCAAAACACAAGAGCGACAUAGCCAUUGGUACUGAUUAUGCAUAUUCAAUGGGGAUGGCUGUGUGUUCUAGCUCAGAAGUGGGUGACUGCUCUUUUCAAGGCUCCCAUUCAGCGUCUGCUGAUUCUUCCAAGGCAAAGAAGAGAAUACAAGAAAUCAGUAGGUCAGUUGAAGGAUUCCUUCAUAAUGACAGGGUUGUCAAAUCCAACACCUCAGAUCCCUGUAUCGGGACUGGUAUUGAGAAUUCCACUUCUUCAAGUUAUAUCAUCUCAUCAAUUUGUGAGAAAAGUAUGCUGAGCACAUACUGCCAAGUAGAAGGCUGCAACAUCGACCUCACUACAGCUAAAGAUUAUCAUCGGAAGCAUAGAGUUUGUGAAGACCAUGCCAAGUCCCCUAAGGUUUCUGUUGGUGGUCAAGAAUGCAGGUUUUGCCAACAAUGUAGCAGAUUCCAUGCUUUGUCAGAGUUUGAUCAGAAAAAGCGAAGUUGCCGCAAACGCUUAUUUUAUCACAAUGCACGUCGACGCAAGCCACAGCUAGGUACAACCUCAUGCAGUUCUCCAACACUACCUGCAUCUCUCUACGAUGAUGGACGGCAGGCAAACCGUAUGUUUGUUAGAGCUCCAUUUAGUCAAAUGACAACCAGGGCAAGUUCGAUAAGGGAUCACUCGAGCAGCUUACAACAUACUCAAACCGGCGAAUCUUCCAUGAUGAAGUUGAGUAAAACGAAGGGCGUUAAAAGGCAACUUAUUUUUCCUUCCAGUGGUCUAUUGUUUAAUGGCUCAGCAGUUAGCCAUGAUAUGAGCUGGCUCUUAGCGUCCGGAGUAGCAGCUGCGGAGGUCCCCGAUCAAGGCCUAGAACUGAAUAUCGCAUUCCGCUCAGACGGAGCACCAGAUGUUCAUAGUGCUUACUCUCUUCUGUCAACCAAAUCUCAUACUCCACCAAACAGAGGAACUACUUCUAAUGCUCAGUUUGCAUAUGCGAAUAACAACAACGAUGCAGCUCGUCCCACAUUGCACGCAUUCAACGAAACGAAGGGCCUAGCGACAUCACUACCAUUCGAGCAACCGUCGUCAAAGACAUCCUUUGGCACGGGUUUCUUCGACUCCAGUCAACCAGGUUAACAUCCUUUGAAAUGAAAUUUGAAUCAGGUGUUCAAUCUACAUGUUCCUGUUUAUGUCCAUGUCGAAUCACCUUGCUUAUUGUUCGAUUUAUGGGAUCGACGAAUCUCUUCGCCUAUGAAUUGGAUCACUUUGUAACGACAAAGAAAACCAAGUUUAAGUUUUCACUAAUUUUAUUUUUCCUGAAUUGCUUUUCCUGUGACAUUGAAAGCAUGAACAUGUUCUUCCUCUGUAUAGAAGGAUAUAAGAUAUAGUGCUUCUUUAUUAUUUCCAUUGCAAAAA
Molecule: messenger RNA, 1573 nt
Organism: Zingiber officinale
Lineage: Eukaryota; Viridiplantae; Streptophyta; Magnoliopsida; Zingiberales; Zingiberaceae
Product: squamosa promoter-binding-like protein 12
Exons: 5
Coding region: 224-1294 (356 amino acids)
Cellular component (GO): nucleus
Molecular function (GO): DNA binding
Source: RefSeq, a predicted model, not a curated record